GGUAGUUUCUAUAGGCCUAAAAUGGAACACUUAAAGGAAAAAAAAAAAGGUGGGGACAUCAAAAGCCUUGUUUGUGAGCUGAAUAAACAGGUGAAAAGAUUGUGCCCCCAUUGAUGAUAUCAUCUUUCUGGCCUUGUCUCUAUAAAAGCUCCUUAUUUUGGAACAUCAAGUAUGCGAAGGGAUUAUGUUCUAAGUCUGGAAAAAAGGCAGGAUAAGAUCUCACCGUUGAUGUCAAUGUCUGCUCCCCAAUUUCCUGCAGCUCUGCUGUGUGCAUGCACCAGCUGCCUACAAGCCAACUACACAUGUGAAACAGACGGGGCCUGCAUGGUCUCCAUAUUCAACCUGGAUGGCAUGGAGCACCAUGUGCGCACCUGCAUCCCCAAAGUGGAGCUGGUCCCUGCGGGGAAGCCCUUCUACUGCCUGAGCUCCGAGGAUCUGCGCAACACCCAUUGCUGCUACACUGACUUCUGCAACAAGAUUGAUCUGAGGGUGCCCAGUGGUAAAGGUACCUUUUUGAUGUUCCCCAAGGUGACAAGGUCUGGGAGUCCUCCCAAGACAGGUCAUGUCAAGGAGCCCGAGCACCCUUCCAUGUGGGGCCCCGUGGAGCUGGUAGGCAUCAUUGCCGGCCCAGUGUUCCUCCUGUUUCUCAUCAUCAUCAUUGUUUUCCUUGUCAUUAACUAUCAUCAGCGCGUCUACCACAACCGCCAGAGACUGGAUAUGGAAGAUCCCUCAUGUGAAAUGUGUCUCUCCAAAGAUAAGACGCUCCAGGAUCUUGUCUAUGAUCUCUCCACAUCAGGGUCUGGCUCAGGGUUACCCCUUUUCGUCCAGCGUACAGUGGCGCGAACCAUCGUUUUACAGGAGAUUAUUGGCAAGGGCCGGUUUGGGGAAGUGUGGCGAGGCCGCUGGAGGGGUGGUGAUGUGGCUGUGAAAAUUUUCUCUUCUCGAGAAGAACGGUCUUGGUUCCGGGAAGCAGAGAUCUACCAGACAGUUAUGCUGCGCCAUGAAAACAUCCUUGGAUUUAUUGCCGCUGACAAUAAAGAUAACGGCACCUGGACUCAGCUGUGGCUCGUCUCUGACUAUCAUGAGCAUGGCUCCCUCUUUGAUUACCUCAACCGGUACACGGUGACAAUUGAGGGCAUGAUUAAACUGGCCUUGUCGGCUGCCAGUGGCCUGGCGCACUUACACAUGGAGAUCGUGGGGACGCAAGGGAAGCCUGGAAUUGCUCAUCGAGACUUAAAGUCAAAGAAUAUUCUAGUGAAGAAAAAUGGCAUGUGUGCUAUUGCAGACCUGGGCCUGGCCGUCCGUCAUGAUGCAGUCACCGAUACCAUUGAUAUCGCCCCAAAUCAGAGGGUGGGAACCAAACGGUACAUGGCCCCCGAAGUGCUUGAUGAAACCAUCAACAUGAAGCACUUUGACUCCUUUAAAUGUGCUGAUAUCUACGCCCUGGGCCUUGUGUACUGGGAGAUUGCGCGAAGGUGCAACUCUGGAGGAGUGCAUGAAGAAUAUCAGCUGCCAUAUUAUGACUUAGUGCCCUCAGACCCUUCCAUUGAGGAAAUGCGAAAGGUCGUAUGCGACCAGAAACUACGUCCUAACAUCCCCAACUGGUGGCAGAGCUAUGAGGCGUUGCGGGUGAUGGGGAAGAUGAUGCGGGAGUGCUGGUACGCCAACGGUGCAGCCCGCCUGACAGCUCUGCGCAUAAAGAAGACCCUCUCACAGCUCAGCGUGCAGGAAGACGUGAAGAUCUAACCUGCUCCCCUCCCCCUACACGCAACCCUGGGCAGCGAGAACUACACAGCUGCCGUGUUGAGCGUACGAUGGAGGCCUACCUCUCGUUUCUGCCCAGCCCUCUGGCCAGGAGCCCUGGCCCGCAAGAGGGACAGAGCCCGGGAGACUCGCUCACUCCCACGUUGGGUUUGAGACACAGACACCUUUUAUUUUACCUCCUAAUGGCAUGGAGACUCUGAGAGCGAAUGGUGUGGAGAACUCAAUGCCACAACUCGAGCUGGUGGUGGUGGGGAGUCCCACAGACCCCGGUGCAUCUUGGCAUGUCGCCGCGCGUGGUGACAGGGCAGCCUGGGAGGAGCCAGGAAAAGCCAAGGGGCGCCAGUGCUAGCAGCACUAAGGGUUUUCCUCCAGGGACCAACCCCAGCACACGGAGGUGGCCCUGAGGAACCACGGCGGUCCCUCUGCAGGCGGCUGCGCUCUUCCUCCCUCAGCAGACACCGGGAGGGACUGCCAGCGGGACAGCCUGCCGCCUGUCCGUCCAGCCGUGUGUGCAUGUGCCGAGGUGCGUCCCUUGUUGUGCCUGGUCCGUGCCACGCCCUUACACGUAUGUGUGUGUGUGCGCGUGUGUGUCUGUAGGUGCACACUUACCUGCUUGAGCUUCUUGUGCAUGUGCGGGUCGGGGGUGUGGGCAUCCUGCCGUCUGCGCCGGUGCCUCUGUUCAGUAGUGAGCAGCGGCUCGUUGCCCUGGUGCCCUCCCCGCGGGACGCCCCCGGCCCCGGGCCACGGCGGGGCCCUUCCCAGUAGGCCGCUCUGCUCACCCUGUGGCCGCACAGUUCUCCCUCUCCCCCUCCACGGCACGCUGGACCCAGCGCCGACCCGGCUGUCCGUGGCGGGCAGGGUGUCGGGUCCAGAUGCCACGGAGAAGUGGGGCGGGCAGGGGAAGAAUCUCGGCAGAAUUCUCGGGGGUCCUGGCCAGCAGCUGCCGUGGGGGUGACCCUCCCAAGGGCGGCUUCAGCAGCGGCAAGGAGGGGCCAAGAAUUUGAAGCCAGACCUUGGGACUGGGAUUGGAAUGUCACAUCUGUCCUCCCUGCCCCAGGUUCUGGAAGCAGCAGUGUAUAUUUUUGGUGGU
Messenger RNA from Talpa occidentalis (Iberian mole), 2854 nucleotides. It is a transcript of the gene ACVR1B, whose product is annotated as activin A receptor type 1B. The transcript is spliced from 9 exons. Gene Ontology annotation, cellular component: plasma membrane; activin receptor complex. Bases 172 to 1746 code for a protein of 524 amino acids. Gene Ontology annotation, molecular function: activin binding; ATP binding; activin receptor activity, type I. The record is from RefSeq and is a predicted model, not a curated record. NCBI's taxonomy places the organism in Eukaryota, Metazoa, Chordata, Mammalia, Eulipotyphla, Talpidae. Gene Ontology annotation, biological process: protein phosphorylation; cellular response to growth factor stimulus; nervous system development.